AUGGCGCCCAAAGCAGCCGUCUCACCAGCACCACCAGCCACCAAGUCUGAGUCGGAUCCUUUUCUCUAUGUCUUACGGGCUAUGUGCAUAUUGGAGCUGGCCGCCAUCUAUUCAUCUUUGUCACAGCUCACUCUGGCUCCUGUCUAUGGAUCAAUCCCCUCAUCCGUCUUCCACGAUGAGAUUACCUCCGUCAUUGUCCUUUUGUCCCUCACCAGGACCAAUUUUCUUUCGCGCUACAUGCCAGCUAAAGUCGAGUACUAUAUUCCCAUCUUGGCCUCGAGCAUUCCCAUGAUCCAAUCCUACUUGUUCAAAUAUAGCACCAAGCUUGGUGUGGAAUCCGGACCUCUUCUCACUGAAGGCCUUACUUACUACCCUCUGCUACUGAUGAGUACUUAUUCAGCAGCUCGUAUACUCCUGGACGCAAAGAUUGACCAAUACCUGCACGCUGCUAUGGGCUCUACCAUACUUGGCCUCUCCACCUACGGCUUCUUCGUGCUGGUUCGUUCUAAAUCCAAUCUGUUGAUUUCUCAAUUCUUUGCACUUUCUGCUACAUUCACCAGAGUUAGCCUUCAAUGCGUUAUCGGUGCCUUGUUCACCAUCUUGUCGCCAUCAAAAUUGAGCCUCCUUGCCAUACCUGCCAUGAUUCAUACCACAUGGUUCAACCCGCACUUCGUCUCACCACACACGGACGUCUUAGCCAAUUCGACCCUUCAAGCAAAUCAGUGGAACCUCCUGGAGCGUGCCGAGUCUAACACUGGCUAUAUCUCAGUCUUGGACAACCUAGAUGCUGGUUAUCGAGUCCUCAGGUGUGAUCAUUCCCUUCUGGGUGGAGAGUGGUUGAUUACAGACGAGAGAAGGAGACAAGGCAUAACUACCUCUGAACCGAUCUACUCAGUCUUUGAGAUCCUGGAGGCUGUCCGCUUAGUCGAGACUUCUACCAGCAGCGCUCCGGACAACGAAAAGAGUAUUGGUACAGCACCUAAGGCUCUUAUUGCCCAUGGUAUCGACACCACAGUCGUCGAACUAGACCCUAAGGUUCACGAAUAUGCGACGAAGUAUUUUGACUUACCUUCCAAUCACAUCGCUGUAUUGGAGGAUGCCGUGUCUUGGGUUCAGAAUGCAUCCACAAGUGCUACCAAGCAGUACGACUACAUCAUUCACGACGUCUUUACUGGUGGCGCUGAACCCCUUCCCUUAUUCACGAACCGUUUCCUCGGCAACCUACGCUCUCUCCUCAAACCUGAUGGUGUCGUUGCUGUCAAUUACGCUGGCGAUCUUGCCGACUCUUCUACAAAGCAAAUCAUCAAUACCAUCAAUCUGGCAUUUGAUCGUCAAUGUCGCAUGUUUCGCGAUACCGAACCAUCCUCCGAGCAAUCGUCCGAGACAGAAGCCACUGAUUUCCUCAACAUGGUCAUUUUCUGCAAGAACACUGUUGACGGCAAGCUGGAGUUCCGUGCGCCUGAAGAACUCGAGUUGAAGUUCCCUACCGAGGAAGAAAUGCAAGAGGAAUCAGUUCAGACAUUGACUGUGGACAACCUUGCCGAAUUUGAGAAGAAGCAGAUCGACUCUGCCAAAAAACACUGGAAGAUAAUGAGGCUGGUCGUACCGGAUUUUGUUUGGGAGCUCUGGUGA
Aureobasidium musti is the source of this 1632-nucleotide messenger RNA. The record is from the annotation of a GenBank genome assembly. NCBI's taxonomy places the organism in Eukaryota, Fungi, Ascomycota, Dothideomycetes, Dothideales, Saccotheciaceae.